Aspergillus lentulus is the source of this 5061-nucleotide messenger RNA. RefSeq lists its product as uncharacterized. The record is from RefSeq and is a predicted model, not a curated record. NCBI's taxonomy places the organism in Eukaryota, Fungi, Ascomycota, Eurotiomycetes, Eurotiales, Aspergillaceae.
AUGGCUCGUCCACUUCAAGUUCCCUACGAACCGGAGUAUGAGACGCUCUCAUCUCCCAGUACCACUACUCCAGUGGCACCACAAGCCCGCGGCGGAACCCCCAUUUCGUUCAAAACAAAUGUUAAUCGCGCAAAGACCAAGCGUUGGGUCGAGGCGAAGAAGUAUUCAUACGAUGGGAAUGACUGGGGUGACGAUGACUACGAGGAAUACGACGAUGAGCCGCUACCGAUGCCCCAGCCAGCAAGCUUCAGCCAGAGCACCAACGAUCUAUCCAGAGUAGCUCCUCGGGAUCCGUUAAGACCCCCGCUACCCAGCAUGGAUCGAUCACGCUCAAUGGAUCAGGUGGCAACGCUCGGUGUAGGACCUGCUGGAAGUCGCAGUCGGUCGGCGGACCGCAAUGCUGUCGAGGGCCCUGCGGGCAGUGCUCCCUCGAACAAGCCUCUGCCUUUCGUGCGACCUGCCGACAUCUACAAACGCAUGCAAGAGAGACGCCAACAGUCGCCAGAUACCCCUCGGUUGCCCUCCGGUCCGGGCCGUUCCCCCACUGAACCUAUGUCUACAUCUCAGCCGCCUGCAACCGCGGAUCAGGAACUUCAUCUAGGUCCGGGAUCUAAUGUCGGUCACGGCAAGGUUGACGACCCAAGUGCCACUCCAAGAACCGCGCCUGGUGCCGCAAGCCUUGAGCUCCCCGAUGUCAGGGGAAUUUCUGGCUUCGAUGCUGACUUUUUGGCUUCGGAUUCAAGCGUGCAGAAAGAGCAGAGCUCUGAUUCUCAACAAACCCAUCAGCUGCAGCACAACCCGUCGCUCGGGUUCCGUUCAGUUGUGCACCAAGCAUUCGACGUUCCCGACACUCCAAGCACAACUGUUGACAGCGUUGCACGAUCCAAUAGUGACAGCACGUCGGUCAUUAGUCCCAUCAUAAGUACUCACGGUCCGAACGAAGAAAAGACGCCAACAAUCGUGGAGGAGCCUGGUGAAAUCUCCACACCGAAAGAUACCAACGAUCAGGCUAUGGUAUUUAAGCCUGGUCAUCGGCGAGAUCUUAGCCUUCCCAGCCCGGGUAACAGCCCUUCGAGGAAACCGAUCAUCAAUAACAGCGCCGAGGCAACUCCUCCCUCCGUGCUGGCAGAGAUGUCAUCGGAGACGCCUGCAGACUCCCCGCGAGACAGUUCCUCUUCGUUUCAACAGCCGCUGCCACAUAGAGCCUCUGUGCUCCUGCCUCAAACUGGUUCCGACAGGGAUCUACCAGCGCCCCUCAACUUUGGCGCCAACCCAGCUGCCGACUCCCCCAUCAAAAGCCAUGAAGAAAUUCCAGUGAUUAUCCCUUCAAAUAGUGCAGAAACUUCCCCGCAGGACACCGAGAGCGAUCGGUUGAGAAAGGAGAUAAUUCGCUCCUUGAGCCGGGAAACCACGCCCUCAGCGGAAACAGAGCAGCAAACUCCUAACAGGCCGCAGACUGCUCGACAAGACACAGAGACCAGUCGGCCAGACAGCCUAAUACCCAGUGAAUACGAAAAAUAUUGGAGCGAGCAAGUCGAAUCAAGCCCUCAGGAUCUAAGACCGCCAGCCCCUGUCUACGGUGCUUCUCAGAAUUCCUCGCAGCAGGAUCUGUACACCAGUUCGCCUAUGAGUGCUCCGGUGCCCACUGCUCCUGCUCAGCCCACUUCAGAACCUAAGUUGAAACGACGGUUCUCGUGGGAAUCAUCAUCAGAGGAGGAGGAGGUACCUCCAGCGGACUUGCAGGCGGCUUCACCGUCGGCUAUCCCGAUUCCAGGACAAUUCCCUGUGGCCAACGAUGCGACUGAGCUAGCGCCAGAGGCUGUCCCCAACGAGUCGGAGAUGGCAACGGACAGAGGUCACGAAGCUGACGUCCAACAGACGCCUGAGAAGCCUAAACUCACCCUAGUCACUCCUACUGCCAUGGAAAAUAGCAGCGACUCAAAUGAAAGCUACCUGCCUGAAGUCAUCAAUCGUCAAAGUUUAGAGGAGAGAUCCCCAUUGCCUGAGCCCAAGAUGCCUCCCAUGGUUGAGCCGACAUUGUUGGGCUUCCGGGACAUUAUGGGGAUACAAUCCUCCGAGGAGCGAGUGCGAGCUUUCGACCGUACACGGGACCAGUUCUCGACAAUCGAUACUGGGUUGAAGAAUUGGUUACAGGUGGUGAUCCGUGCCCAUCCGGAGCACAUGGAUGUUGUGGAGCAAAGCAUGAAGGCUCCCUCUGUCGAGCCUAAAGCCGUCGCACCCAAAGGGAAAUUCCCGAAGCUGUCGUCUCUUGGACACUUCACCUCAUCGAACCAAGAUGGUCCUCCGUCUGGACCGGGCCACGCACGACGCCCAUCUGCGCCGCUUGGUUCGAUCAUGAAUAAACAACAGGUUGAGCAGCGCGGAAAGGACCUGUUACAUACGGCGGGAGCCCUGGGCGGCCGAGCAGGCGAGGCCGCCAAGGGUCUCUUCGCCAAGGGCAGAAAUAAGCUGAAAAGAGGAGAGGCAGAAAAGGGAUUCCACCGGGUGCGCGGUUAUCGCAGAGAAAUCCAGCUUUCAGACUUUCAAUCUGCCAUAGACCAGUCUGAGGCUGAGAGCACGGCUCUCAAGCGGAAUACUGUGCAGUUUGCAAGUUUGCCCAUCAUCAGACGGACAGGAGGCUUGACCGAGUCGACGCAACUACCCUGGGAUGUAGAGCCACAACAUGCAGCGGCAAGUGAAAGUAGACGACGAAGUGCUGAUGAAAUCAAUAUAGCAUUUUUACAUCGCCAACUGAAUACACAGGGACGUAUACUUAGAAAGCCAUUGCCCAGUGAGAUGAUACGACGCUCGCAUUCCAAGGCGCUGUCGAGCUCUCCUGCGUCAAAAGCUCAACUACCAAGCAUUUUGAGAAGAAAAACAGUGGCGGCGAUGACAAAGAUCUAUCGAAAGCCUCUAGAAAGCGACGAUAAGCGCCGAUUCCCUGUCGAUGCAACCGUAGCGACUCUAGCGACAGGCUAUUGCGUGGACUCGAACUGUGGGCAAGAGGCUGGCCUUACACAAGCAAACGCCAAGCCACAGGAACGAGGUGAAUUGUUGACGGGCCCAUACCAGAAUGCUGCAUUUUAUUCCGGCCUGAGCGACAAGAUCACCAGUAAAAAUGCAAUUGACGAUGGAAAGAUGAGUCCUGGUGGUGCAGAAGACGCAGAAGCACCGCCACCUCCGGGCGCUCAUCUUCUGGACCGUGUCUGGCGGGGCUUAGAGCAAUCCCCUGUCGACCUCGCAACUAGUACAAGGCUCCCUGUUCCACCUCCUCUCCGUCGCAUAAGCGUUCCCUCCAUCUCCUCGCUGGGCACACUGGAGGCGUAUUCGGCCCUGCAGCCAUCAUCCAGGCUGGGACUGGCACGGCCGUCCCAUUCUGCAAGUGCAAGAGCAGAGAUUAGUCUUAAUCUUAUUGGCGUCGGUCAACCCGGAAAUCUUAAUCCCAGCGACAUGCUGAGUCCCGCGAAUCAGACGCCUGUUCCUAGUGUUGCUGGCACGGCUACCACUCAGAGUCCUGGCCUCAGCCGUUGGCAUGCUCGGAAGAGCCGUGUUGAGGCUGAAAUUUUCACUCAUUCCAGGGGUGUCAGCGGUUCGUCUGCGAACCCUGCUUUUACUUAUGAAUCCGGCUCUGUCGCUGGCUCAAGCAGCCCGCGGACAGAUUCAAAUGCACAGGUCUCGCAGGAUGACCUCUUUGACGCUGACCUGGCUGCAAGAGGAUCGCCUCCACGGAAGCUAGCUUCUCCCAAGAGCAAGCCGCCCAUGGAGAAGUUUAGAUUAUUCAGACGGAAUCGGAGUCCCUCGUUUUCUGAUGAGCCUUCGCCCAAAACUGACCGGUCGCGUCGCAGAGCCUUUGAUAGGCUGGGUGCUUGGUUUGGUCGUUCUCAACAGCAACAGCAACAGCAAAAUAACAGUCAGGCGCAUGGACGUGCUCCCGAGUCGUCUGUUGCGCAGACAAUGGAAUGGCUUCGACCGGUGUCGUCGCAUCCAGCACCAGGCCAUACACGCUUCUAUUCAGACGACCGGACAGGUCGUAGUAGGCGCCGAUCAAACGUGGAGAGUCAGACAUCGUUCGAGGGACAGGAUCCACCGCCGGAGGGAUACUUUGCGCCCGAGUCAUUCUCUCGCUUCCGGCGCUCGCCCCGGGCCUCCAAGAGCAGCCAGCAGUUAGCAGCGGCAGCACCAGCAUCUCUAUCCCACCAACCUGACAGCCGGCUCGCUCCACCAGACAGACUGCCGUCACCCGCAGGCUCCUUUUCAUACAGCGGCAGGGUCUCCCCACAAUCACCACCACCACCUGCUCCUCCACCGCACCUCCAACUCCACCACCACCAACAACAACAACAACAUAUGACCCUACCACCAAGCCCCCAUCAUCCCCAACUCUCUCCGCAGCUCUCUCCGCAAUUCUCUCCACCGCCGCACCUCACCUCCCCCAUCCCCCAAGCUAUCCCCCGCACCCCGCCCUCCCGCGGCCGCAGCGUCGACCGCGCCUACACCCAAGACCUCCACAUCCGCUCCCGCAGCCCCAAGACCUUCCCCCCACGCCCGGAAGAACGCAGCUACCCAAGCACCGACACCACCGACCCAGCCAACAACCUAGGGACCUUCCGCAGCAACCCACGCACCAGCCGCAUCGGCGACCAAGAACUUCCCUGGAAACUCACGCUGCCGAGCGACUCGGACGAGGAGCGCGCCACCGCCACCGCGCGCGAGGGGGAGGGAAGUUGGCUGGAGAGUACCACGCAGCGGCUCCUGCAGUCAUCGCGACUGCCGACCUACGAGGAGGACUCGGAGGUACAGGGGCAGCCGCAGCAGCCUGUUGGGGAUGAGAAGACAGCGGAGGGGCAAAACGGGGACCGAGGUCGCCAGCAAGGGGAAGGACAAGGGCAGAGCCACCACCAUCCGCACCGCGGCGAGGCGAGGGCGAUCAAUCCCGAGGAUGCACCGGUGGAAUUGCCGGUGCAGUGGGAUGACGACUCGGGAGAGGAGAUCACCAUGUCGAGUACGGCGUAUCCGGGACAGGAAUGGAAGCCGUUGGGGUUCUCGGGGUGGGAAUACUAA